GCGUAGAGGCAGCAGUGCCUUGGCGUUGCCGUUGCCGAGGUAACCCAAACCUGCGAACGCCGGCCAUGGCCUCCGGGGCUAGCGGAAGCUGGGGUUUUGUGCCCCCACAGAGUGCAGCCCCGACGCCCUCGGUGACCAUCCUGCAGCCGCUCCCAUGGGCCGUCUCUGCCCCAGCCCCGCAGCCAGGCCGGGUGAAGGAAGACCUGCUGGAGUUGAUGUCACUGCAGAACGCGCAGAUGCACCAGUUGCUGCUGAGUGGUCUGGUGGCCAGGGCCCUGAACCCUGAGAACGACCCUCCGGGUGUGCAGGUCUACCUGGAGGGGCAACAGGAAGAGCCAGAGAAGAUGUACAUCCGGGAGGAUGUGCCUUUAGUGUUCCAUCACCACUACCUGCCUUACCCGGUGCCCUCUCUGGGCCCCUGGCCCCUCUGGCCAGCCCCUUUCUUUCCCUCUCCCUUGAGCCAACCCUACUCACAGGCCACGCCCAGGACCCAGCACCAGCCUCCUGCCUCUGGGAAAAGGGAGGUGAGGGCUGUGCCCCCACCCCCACCCCCCAGUGCUACAGAGACUGUGGGUGCAGAUGUACCUCCAGCUUCAGACUACUAUGAUGUUGAGAGCCUGCUCUGAGAAUGGACGCUUGCAAGGGUCCUCGCCAGCUUCGGUGCAGGGCUAAGAACAGCCCUGUGGUCUCCACUUGCUCACUAUUGUCCGCUGACUGCAGCCAUCCCGGCAGCCCUCUCCUCUGGGGCUGGGAGAUCCACCCCUGUCCACUCUACUGCCAUCCUCAACUGGCCUAGAAGACAGCCUUCGAGCCCAGGCCCAGAAGCCACAUGAGCCCAACUCUGGCCCAUGGUUUCCUGCCUGGACCGGAGCAUUGCCCCAGCCCACCUCUGUCCCCCUGUCUCCUUGGAUAACAAAGGCUAUAGGGUCACCGGCUCAGUUAAGAAUGGGGCAGAAGCUGAGAGGAAAAGACUGCUGCUGUUUCCCAAGCUCCUUGAAGCUCCUCCUAUCUGGAGGACAGCCUGGAGCUGAGGCAGUGCCCUUAGGAUCCACCAUCAGCCCAGGAAAUUAACCUUGGCCGCCAGAAGAGUACUGGCCAUGUCCUACUCCUCUCCCGGGAGUACCCUAAGGUCCCACGGGGCCAGGUGGGAACUGAGUGUCCUUUGCCCCCAGGCCAGGGUGUUUCCUUGCCUUGUUUUCCUUGUUUUCUCAGUAGGAGUUAGUCACCCAGGCCAGAUGAGAGAGGUCAUCUGGUGCCUGGGCUGCCCAGCGAUGGGCUUUUGGGUUCUGGUCUGGCUGCGUCCCUGGAAGGCCCCUGAGAAGGAGAGGGCAGGAAGGAGGACACCUCUGGAGAGAGAAGGCCGGGCCAGUUCUUCCCCUUUCCCAGCCGCUGACUGUUAUCCCAGGAGCAGAUGUGGAGGACACCAGGUUAAGUCCAGGUGUUUGUAUUCAGGCUAGAAA
This is a messenger RNA of Fukomys damarensis (Damara mole-rat), 1460 nucleotides long. RefSeq names its product proline rich 29 (gene Prr29). The coding region runs from base 66 to 626 and encodes 186 amino acids. Lineage: Eukaryota; Metazoa; Chordata; Mammalia; Rodentia; Bathyergidae. The transcript is spliced from 6 exons. The record is from RefSeq and is a predicted model, not a curated record.